This is a messenger RNA of Eurytemora carolleeae, 1587 nucleotides long. RefSeq lists its product as uncharacterized. The transcript is spliced from 11 exons. The coding region runs from base 22 to 1587 and encodes 521 amino acids. Lineage: Eukaryota; Metazoa; Arthropoda; Copepoda; Calanoida; Temoridae. The record is from RefSeq and is a predicted model, not a curated record.
CAGAAUGCUAUUGUGCCUGGUAUGACAGUGACAAGUAUGGCGGCUACAAGCAAAAUACCGCUUCCUAAAUCGGCGGUUUCUAGCCCCAGUGGCGGGGGUUCAAGUCCCGCCGUGUCUAAAAUACCGGUGAAAAAAGAUUUCCGCUCUCCCGGCUAUUCUAAUCUGAACAAGGAGAACUGUGACGGUAAAAGAUUGGACGCUUCUCCUUUGGUCCGCCCGGAUUACGGACUCAAUGGGAAAGGAAUUGAGAGCAGAGUAGUUGAUGGGAAAGAAUUGGACUAUAAAGGACUAAACGGGGGAAAACAGUCCAGAAUUCCUGAUAUCAGGUCCAAGAGAAGUCCACAGAAAGAAGUUAUUUCGUCUAGAUCUAGAACUGAUCUGUAUAGAGAUGUAUCUGAUAUGUCAACUGAUGACCAGAGAUCAAGUCGGUCAACCCGUUCCCGGUCAAUAUCUACUAGCAGCGAACCCAGGUCCGGGGAUACCAGCGACCAGACGGACGGCUGCGUGUUGCGGCCGCCAGAACCGCGCCGGAACGAUGGACGAGAAGCGCGGCCGAGUCAGCUCACUCUGACCGGAAAAGCUAAGACAAGUAAAUCUGUUGCAGGAAGUAGGAUUCCUCUAUCUCCAAGCAUGCUGGACAGGGACCUACGAAGUGUAUCUGGAAGCAGGAAAGCUAGUAUUGAAUCAUUGACAAACCUCUCUCCUGAGUGGGAAACCCAAAUGAGCUAUGAGGAGCUAGCUGAACCCCUGGAAAUAGAUUGCAGUCGUACAAGCAAAUCAAGAUCUGAUUCGCCUGGUAAGCGAGGUCGGCCUAGCAGCCCAGCUGUUUGUAAGAUGCGUCGGACUAGUCCUGAUGGAGAAUCUGUUAGUCCCAGUAAAACAAGAAAACCUAGGAAAACAUUCAUUCAAUUUGGAAACAUUGCUGAUGCGGAUGAUGAUGUGGGGGGCGGAGGUGAGGGUCUAGGAGAACUAGGAGUUGAUCUGGGUGACGGCCACCAUGUUGGACCUGUUCAUGAUCUUCUUUUUAGACAAGGGCUUCACCUAGGAAACCGACCCACUCUGUUUCCAGCUCUGAGUUGCCCGCCCCCUCCUUACCCUCUCCCCCGACCACGCCCUCAGAGAGGAAGUUCCACUCCACCUCCCGCCUACCCGCCAUCAACACAAAGGAACAGUUUAUUCAUCAUAUUUAUCGUUUUAAGACAAAUAAAAGGAUUGUUCUAUUUGGGUAAUGGAAGAGGUUCAAUCCUCCACUUCUCUCUCUCAAAUAGAUAUCUCCUGGAAGAGGAUGAAAAUAACCCCGCUAACGGUCUAGCUACCACCACUAGUCAAGAACAAGAACAAGAUCAAGAUCAAGCUAAACAGCGAAGUAACCAAGAUGAAGAUGAGUACUUAGGACAAAGCUGCCACACCCUACACUCUGAAUGUUCUACUGCUCCGCCCCCUCCCUCCCUAGGAGCGCCAGGUCCUGGGGAUGGAACCAGUAGCAGUGAAUAUUCGUCCAAGAGUAAACCAUCCAGUACAGAUCAGCUCAUAUCUCAGCCUUUCCCUAAAAAAUUCGGCCAAUUCGGUUUGGCCAGGAAUAGCUAA